Molecule: messenger RNA, 4819 nt
Organism: Cynocephalus volans (Philippine flying lemur)
Lineage: Eukaryota; Metazoa; Chordata; Mammalia; Dermoptera; Cynocephalidae
Gene: GPRC5C
Product: G protein-coupled receptor class C group 5 member C
Exons: 5
Coding region: 1235-2563 (442 amino acids)
Biological process (GO): G protein-coupled receptor signaling pathway
Cellular component (GO): plasma membrane; signaling receptor complex; intracellular membrane-bounded organelle
Molecular function (GO): G protein-coupled receptor activity; protein kinase activator activity
Source: RefSeq, a predicted model, not a curated record
CGGGUAGAGCAGACACGCCCGGCACCCCGCCCCGCUACCGGCUGGCUGCGACCGCGCGCUGCUGGCGGUCCCCCAGGCAACUCGGCGUCACGGGAACCGGCACCCCGAGACCCUCGCCCUGCCCUCUCUCCGCGUCCCCAGGGCCCAGGCCAGUCCCAACAACCUCUCCCUUCUCUGAGCGCCUCGGCCCCUUCGGGCCUCCAGCACAAGCUAACUAGGCCCCCUCGGGGUCCCCGGGGCCGCGCGGCCCCCCUCCCGCGGGGCCCGCAAAAUCUCCUCUUGUUUACUGGGCCGGAGAGGUCCCCGCUGGGACUCCCUUCCCUAUUCUGCGGUUACUGUUCUGCAGAUUCCUGGAGCCGGAGGGGAAGGGGAGGCAACCCGCCGAUCCACCCCAGGGCAGGGAGUGGGGGUGGGGCGCGAGGGACCCCGAAGUCGUGGCAAGGUCCCCGGGCCGCGGGAGGGGCAGGACUCAGAGUCCAGGCCAACGCGUCCCGGAGCGCAGACCGCGGGGGCCGGCUUGAACACUGUACCUCGGGGAACAGAACCGUGAAGGCUAAUUAGGACAAGUUGGAACAGGGAACGGGGACGCGGGGAGGGGAGCGCGAGCUCCGAGUUGGGCCCUGUCUAGGGCGGUCUACAGGAAACCCGGGCACGGGUCGGUCGGACCCAGGGCGACCUUUGGCCACGGUCCGGAGUGGUCCUGGACUGGGCCCCCGGCGUACAGGGCUCGUGCGGUGGCGUUCUCACGUACGUUUUGGAGGCUGGGAUCCCGGGGAAGAAGCACGCGUGCAAGAGGCGGACACUCGGUGUGUGGCGUGUCCACGUGUGCAAGCUCGGGAAGGGAGGGGGCGCCGAGGGCGUGACAAAAGCGGCCUCUGUGUGCGCCUCGCUCCGUGCCGGAGAAGCGAACUGGGCCCGCCGUGUGCCUCACGGGAGAGCCAGGACGGACGUGACUAACGCUGGGUGUCCGACACGGAGAGCCACGCCAAGGUAGCCCCCGCGCGUGCCCGAGCGCGCGCGCUGGGAGAUAGUGGGUGUGCUGGGCUGCACCCCAAACCGCUUCCCGGAGAGAAAGCCGAGUCCACAAAGUGAGUGCGCGUGAGUGCGCGCGCCCGUGUGCGGGGGCGUGGCAGUAAACAGCGACAACCCGCGGGCCCGCUUCGCCAGAAACUCCGGAAAGUGCGACUCGGCCGAGGCUGGAGGGACCCAGCUGGAGCCUGGCCUGGGAGCCAGGAUGGCCAUCCACAAAGCCUUGCUGAUGUGCCUAGGACUGCCUCUCUUCCUAUUCCCAGGGGCCCAGGCCCAGAACCAUGCCCCACCCGGCUGCAGCCCAGACCUCAACCCUCUCUACUACAACCUGUGUGACCGCUCUGAGGCUUGGGGCAUUGUCUUGGAGGCGGUGGCUGGGGCAGGCAUCGUCACCACCUUUGUGCUCACCAUCAUCCUGGUGGCCAGCCUCCCCUUUGUGCAGGACACCAAGAAGCGGAGCCUUCUGGGGACCCAGGUGUUCUUCCUCUUGGGGACCCUGGGCCUUUUCUGCCUUGUGUUUGCCUGCGUGGUGAAGCCUGACUUCUCCACCUGCGCCUCUCGGAGGUUCCUCUUUGGGGUCCUAUUUGCCAUCUGCUUCUCCUGCCUGGUGGCCCAUGUCUUUGCUCUCAACUUCCUGGCCCGAAAAAACCAUGGGCCCCGGGGUUGGGUGAUCUUCACCGUGGCUCUGCUGCUGACUCUUGUGGAGGUCAUCAUCAACACAGAGUGGUUGAUCAUUACCCUGGUCCGGGGUGGUGGUGAGGGUGGCCCUUGGGGCAAUGGCAGUGCCAGCUGGGCCAUGGCCUCCCCCUGUGCCAUCGCCAACAUGGACUUUGUCAUGGCACUCAUCUACGUCAUGCUGUUGCUGCUGGGCGCCUUCAUGGGGGCCUGGCCCGUGCUGUGUGGCCGCUUCAAGCGUUGGCGUAAGCACGGGGUCUUCAUGUUGCUCACCACGGCCACAUCCAUCGCCAUCUGGGUGGUGUGGAUCGUCAUGUAUACCUACGGCAACAAGCAGCACCACAGCCCCACCUGGGAUGACCCCACGCUGGCCAUCGCCCUCGCUGCGAAUGCCUGGGCCUUUGUCCUCUUCUAUGUCAUCCCUGAGGUCACCCAGGUGACUAAGGCCAGCCCAGAGCAAAGCUACCAGGGGGACAUGUACCCCACCCGGGGCGUGGGGUAUGAGACCAUCCUGAAAGAGCAGAAGGGCCAGAGCAUGUUCGUGGAGAACAAGGCAUUUUCUAUGGAUGAGCCAGCCUCAGCUAAGAGACCAGUGUCACCAUACAGUGGGUACAAUGGGCAGCUGCUGACCAGUGUGUACCAGCCCACCGAGAUGGCCCUGAUGCACAAAGGCCCGUCUGAAGGAGCUUAUGACGUCAUCCUCCCACGGGCCACAGCUAACAGCCAGGUGAUGGGCAGUGCCAACUCCACCCUGCGGGCUGAAGACAUGUACGUGGCCCAGAGCCACCAGGUGGCCGCUCUGCCCAAAGACGGCAAGAACUCUCAGGCUCAGUCCCCGCAAAAUAAAACGCGAUGGUAGAUGCCCUCUUUCCUGGACUGCACGUCGUUCUGAUGUCCUCAUUCCUCUGUACUCAGUCUGGGCAGGGCCCAGCACCUUUCCCGCCCUUGUCAUUGGAGCAGGGAGGGACUGGAGGCCACCGACCUGAAGCUGUGGACUGAAUGGGGGACGCUGCAAAGCCCCGAGGCAUGUGGCGGGGGCUCUUAGGACCAACCCUCUUCCUGCCCAACACAACCUCUCCUGGUCCCCAGGUGACUGCGGCUGCAAGGAGCUGUCUGCAGACACCCAGCCUGCCUCCAUCUCCCCUCCUUAACACUCUCCCUCGCCAAAUCACAGCCCCUGGGUCCCCAUACUGUGGUUCUCCACAGAUCCUCCUCCCUACUGUGAACAACAGGCCCCAGUUGCCCCUGUCUCGACACUGUGGACCUUCCCAGCCUGGCCAUCUUUUGGUGUCCAGCAGCAGCUUGCCCCACUCUGUACCUAGUGGAUCUUCUCUAUGAGCCUUUGGAGCCAAGCCAUGGCAGAAGAUGGCCCUUGCCCUUCUCACCAGGGCCUCCUGCCACCACCUAGACUGUGGAAAGCCAUCGAGCUGGGGCAGAGCUCAGCCCGAGGCCUGGACAGACUCUGCUUCUCUUUAUGGCCCAUGGGUUCUGGAUCUGAGUCCCUUUGCACCAUGACCUCAAACCUCACCCACCCUCAAUGAACUGGGUCCUACCGAGAGACCAGCCCUGUCCUCUGCUUCCAACUGCCCCUCACCAUCUGGGAUGGGGACUCCCACACUGGUCACAACCAGGAAAGCUCUCCUCGUCCAGCACUACCUCAUGGAGAACUCUAUAAAGGAGUGGGGGAGUUGGCAGGACACAGGGGCAUUUGGGGCUUGGCACCAUUUACCUGCCUGCAAAACUCCUAGAGCCUCUUUUCCCCUCCAAAACUGGCUUUUGGCUUCUGAACCAGUUCAGAAGAUGGCUCCUGGGGCAGCUGCAGGUGUAAAUGCCCCUGAAUUACCUGGAUCUCACAGGUUCUGGCCAUGCAGCAGGGACCUACUGUGGCUACCUGGACAUCUCUGGUCAGGGCCUAGAAGCACCCUUAGGAUUCUCAGGGUGGAGGUCAGAAUUGCAUUCUCAGGAACAAGUUAAGAGUCCUGGACCAGAAGAGUUGGGGUCUAGGCCUCUCCAUGACUGAGACUGUGGGACUUGGGGAGGCCCCUUAGGUAAGUGUGAUCCAGGACUGAAGAUGUGCCCAUUCCUGGUGGAUGGGCGGAUGUAUGUUUCUCCCUCUCCUUGAGCAGCAGACAUUCUUAGGGCAUCUGGAUGUGCUGGCACUGUUUUCAUCUCCGGAGGAGCCGCUCAUGUCCUUGGCCUUAGGACAUGUUCCAGAGGGUCCUGUCAGCCACCCAGGGAAGAGUGGGGCGUUGUCAGGACCUGCAUGGUGCUGGCACCAACGGUAGAGAUGGGCACAGCUCCAGACUCGUGGGAAUGAGAUCUCUGCAGCAUCCUCUUCCCUGGCUUUGUCCUGCCCUUGGGACUCUUUAUCUAAGGGGGUCCUCUCCAAGUGUGCCCCGGGAGCUCAGUCCUCAGCCCAGCAUCACUGAGUGCCAAGGUGCAGGGUGAGGACAAGAGGAGCUCCCUGAGGAGGUGCCCUGUAGGCAGUCGCACAGGUCUCCAACACCACCCUCCUGUCCCUAGCAGCCUGUGCCUUUGUCACUAGAGUUUUUUUCUAGAGAUAAAUUGAGUGAACAGUCCCCGCAGAGUAGGACUGUAUCCCCUAGGACUCCUGCACCUUCACUUCUUUAUUGUGUCAGGUUGCAGGAACCCUGGCAGUGCCAGGUGGCCAGGGGCUGCAGCCUGCAGUGAACGUGGAUUGUUUUAUAGCUUGAUCCCUCUGGGGUCUGCUGGUGAGGCUUGGGGAGGGAUGAGCUUCUGAAAGAAGCCUAUUUGCUGGGAUUCAGGGGUAUCUAGUGGCCCUGCUUAUUACUCUGAUCCUUGGCCACCUAGAGGAGAAGAUAGAUGUGUUUUUAGAAGGAGAGAGGUUCCUUCAUUGCGGUGGUCAAGCUGCUUCGCAAACAUGCCUUGAAUGGAAGAAAACUAGGCCAGAAGUCGCUGCAGGUUCACCAUCGGGCCAACACCUUGGUGAAUUUCACACCCACCACUGUCAAACUGCGGAGCUUGAAGCAAAGGAGUUUGGGCUUAAUAACUGUGCUCAGAAUUAAAUGACCUUAUCCUCUGUUCUUGCUGCCACUGAAUUCCUGUGUGUUCAUGAAUUUUUUUUAGGAUUUAU